AUGUACUCCACUCAGCCAGACAUCUCCAUGAUCUUUCAGACCCUUCUCGGAAGGAUCGACGAGCUCGCUCGAGGAACGAACUCUCGUUUGGACGACCUCGCGUAUUCUAAGAUUGCUUGCAACAACCGCAUUAACGAACUCCAGUCUGUCGAGAUUGGCGCAUCAAGAUCACAACAAGUUGAUAUCACUCCACGACUCCAGCGUGUUCUUUUCAAAGAUUUACCAACACCAAUGACCGGUUCAGGACAGCAGCGAUCAAUCCAAGCCAACGAUCUACGUGCACCAAUCACAAGUUCCGGACAAAAACAUCAGAAUCAUGUGAACGAAUCUUCAGCACCAAUCUUCAGCACGAAUCGACAGCAGCGCCCAAGUUAUCUAAAUGAUCAACAUCUUCAAAACAUCAAUUUCCCGCAUAUCACCAACAUGGAGACCCAACACAGAGACGACGACAUUGAAGAAAUGAGGGCUCAGCUGCAAAGCAUGAACUCCAAAGUCUAUCAGGCAACCAUCACAGCACCAGAGAUCGAUCGUGUACUCCGCGAGACCCAGAAUACACCUUUUACAUUUCGUCUCCUCAGUAUCCCUGUCCGACAUCAGAAGAACAAAAUCAAACUCCUGACUUACAACGGAACAUCUGAUCCAAGAGAGUAUCUAACCGCCUUCAGCAUCGCAACCGGGAGAGCCAAUUUCUCACCAGAAGAACACGAUGCCGGUCUCUGUCAAUUGUUUGUGGAAAAUUUGAGCGGACUCGCCCUCGGUUGGUUCUCACGCCUUGAAGCCCUUUCUAUCGACAACUACAAUCAACUCUCGACGGCCUUCCUCAAACACUACUCGCUGUUUAUCCAACAGAGUGAAACUAAUGCCGACCUAUGGACUUUGGCUCAAGAACCUACGGAAACACAACGCUCGUACAUCGACAAGUUCAGAGUCAUCGUUUCUCGCAUCACCGUACUCGACGAAGCAGCAGUCCUCGCACUCCGAAAUGGUCUUUGGCACAAAUCACCAUUUCGAGAAGAGCUCAUGAAGUAUAAACCACAGACUCUGGAAGAUGCACUCCAUCGGGCGAUAACUUUCAUCGAAAUCGAAGAAGAUAAAGCUGCAUUCAGCAAAAAGCACGCAGCCACCAAAAAAUCAUCUUCGAAAGAUAAAGAGCCUGAUGAAUACUACGAACCUAGACAGCAUUAUGACAAAGCGUACAAAGAUGGAAAGAGCAGAAAAGCAUCCAAUUAUCAAAUCAGCGACCAACCAUCCAGUUGCUCCACAGGAAAGCACGCUCGCAACAGUCAAGGAUCAGAAGAUGCCCAGACAUAUUGCAGUUCUAUUCAUGGAACUCUUUGA
Brassica oleracea var. oleracea is the source of this 1338-nucleotide messenger RNA. RefSeq lists its product as uncharacterized. The coding region runs from base 1 to 1338 and encodes 445 amino acids. Lineage: Eukaryota; Viridiplantae; Streptophyta; Magnoliopsida; Brassicales; Brassicaceae. The record is from RefSeq and is a predicted model, not a curated record. The transcript has a single exon.